AUGUUGAACCCAUUUGCGCGAUCCAAGAACGAUCUUCCAUCGAUGAAUCGUCAUAGCAUCACUUCUUGGGCCCAUGAUAUUAUUGAUGAACUUCAAAGAAUCGGUAUUUUGAAUCCAGGCAACGAGAAGGCCGCAGAUGAUCUGUUUCGUGUGUACCAGAAUGUCGUUCAAUUCUAUUCAUGGGUGUCCACACGUCCAAGAGUUCAUGCGAAUCAUACCCAACGUCCUAUCCAGCAACCUUGGACACCAAAUGAUAUUUUUACCUCGGCGCAUAAAGUCUGGACCGAUCUUGAGUGGGAAUUAAGGCUAGAAAAAGAUGGCACGUUUAUUGAUCAGAUGAUUGAUCAUCUUGGGUGGUUUUGGAACAUCAAGAACAAUUUAGUCAAUCAAGCCCGCUAUACCCGAGGUCUGCCUGUCCUUCCAGGCAUGGAAACAAUGGCAGAAGCGGCAAACUAUGCUAGAAUUGGCAACAUCGAUCGUGCAAAUAUAAUGCAAAUCCCAGAGACGAGAACCAUGCCAUUGGGUAGUCACUUUCCCCGUCCCAUAGCGCCUACGAGCAGGAACAAUCCGAGAAUUAUAGAACCUUUUCCCGCAGGAUACAACACAAGACGAGGAAACUCAAGCAACAAUAUUAUGCAGCCAAGUCGAACAUAUUCGUCCGGGAUUCCAUCUAUACUGCAACCGAAGACGGGCCAUCUGCAACUACCUAAAUAUUCUCAAUCAGUUCAGGAGCAACCUCAUUCUUCAAUGCCAGUCACCCUAUCAGUCAAAGGUAAGCAGCUGCCUAGCUUACACCCCGGUGUACAGUACCAACCACCCACUGCUCGUGAUAAGCCAUCGCGCAAUAUUUGCAACAUGGCGAGUGAUAAGUAUAACGAUGGUAUAGAAUAUUCACAGGCCUCUCAAGUUCCUAUGGGCUUCAUUCUACCUGCACCACAGAGCCGAGAUGACAGGUACCCGAAUAGAGCUCAGGGAUUUGGUGGUGGAUCCAAAUUUCCUAUAGCUAGGAUACCAGCUGUCGAGCCAGCUUUGAGUGGUCGAGACAACCAUGGACAAAAUUUGGCGACUUCUCAUGAAUUGGCACAAUCUUACAGCGGUAUAGCACGCACCAAGACCAAGAAUCAUUCCUCUGACACCAGGAACUUUGUCAGUACCACAGAAAACGAUAUAAUUUUAAUCUUAGAUAUGCCGUCACCGGAAUCGAUAACUACACCUGUCGAAAGCCUCAGGUCGAGAGAUCAGGGCCGCCAUUUGAGUUCUCCCGUCAUGUCUCCUGAGGAAGAAAUUCAAAUCGAACGUUCUUCUUCGGCAAGAAUACCUUUUGUACACAGCCGAGACACAUUUGUGCACUCUAGCUUUCCGGUCACUUGGGCACCUAUUAAUAGUCCUAACAAUCAACGCGAAGAAUACUUUGCAGAAGCAAGUAAAGUCAGAAGCGAAGCUUCUCAUCGAAGAUCAGCCAAACAGGAGCGCGAUAUUACCGGAGGAAAAAAUCAAAAAAGAGCCACUAAUACUAGUAAUGAGAAAGCCAAUGUCAAGGAGAAUAAUCUGAGCAUACCAAACAGAAACAAAUCCACUUCUACGAAUGGCAAUCAGCGCAAUAAGAAGGUUAACAAUAUCGGAAGAGACAAGGAGACUAGGUUCAGUUCUGUCAAUCUGAAGCAAGACGAAAAUGCAAAUCGCUUUCAAAAAUUCAAUGCGAAAAGGUCCGAACCUAUUAGCGAUGCUCACAACAAUAUUCCGAACAGUCAAAACAAGAAGCCGAAGAUUAGCAACAAGCCUGCAACUUCCUCAACAGAUCAUGCUUCUCCUUACACAAACUUCCUCAAACAGUACCGGGCAAGCAACCUUAAUAGCUCUACAGGCUUGGGAGUGAUUCAAAAGUCCGUCGAAGGUGAAAUGGUAGGAAAUAAAGCUGUUGGCGAUGCGCAAAUUGGCGACAUAACUGGCGGUGAAAAGUCUGCGGGCGAGAAAGCUCUUGACGAAAGCUUCAUCGCUAGCAAACCUAUAGACCAAUAUUCUAUCAACGAAGAGCCGGUUAGUGCCAAAUCUAUCAUCGAGAAAACUAUCAGCGAAGACUAUUCUGGUGAUAAACCGACGGCCGAUGCACCGAUUGUAGAGGACACUGUUAGCGAGGAUGCUUCGGGAGAUACACUCGCCUUGGACAAACCUGUAAAUGAUAAGCCACUUCCUGCGAAGGUCAACAAGUCCAGAUCGCUCUAUCGUCCUUUUAGCAUAAGAUAA
This is a messenger RNA of Botrytis porri, 2244 nucleotides long. RefSeq lists its product as uncharacterized. Bases 1 to 2244 code for a protein of 747 amino acids. The transcript is spliced from 2 exons. The record is from RefSeq and is a predicted model, not a curated record. NCBI's taxonomy places the organism in Eukaryota, Fungi, Ascomycota, Leotiomycetes, Helotiales, Sclerotiniaceae.